UUAAACAGGUGUAUACUAUAGACAAAUGGUGAAUAGCGUAAUAAUGAGUGAAUUUUUAAAAAACAAUAUGGAUUUUGUUGUCUCGAAACGUUAGUGAUACCACGCUAAAAAGGUGGUGAAUUCUACACCAUAUUAAGUGUGGUUCAUGGCCGGAAUAUCUGGUUCGGCAGGCAUCCAUGCUCGCCUACUGUAUUCCCCUUUUGCCCGACAUCGCCGUCGCCGACCGCCAUCUUCAUCAUCACCUCGACGACCGCGCCAAUUACCGACCAAUUUUUUCAAUCACCCAUCCUCCUUACCAAAUAAAUAGUUUAAAUAACCGAAAAAUUUUAUCGAAUACGAUUUAGGCCCAUAAUUUUUUCUACCUCUGCAAUAUUUAUAUAAAACGUAUUUUUUUAAUUUUUUUACGAUAUAUUUAUAUAUAUUACUAGUUGUAAGAAUAUUAAAAGUGGCCUUAUUUUUCAUAAUUAAUUGUAGAAGUUAUUAUAAUAUUAUUAAGUGCCCUUAUAUGUUUGCAUUUGAAUCUGUCGUUCUCGUUGUACCUGCGCUUGACUUUGCCUAAUCCUUAUUCCUAAAAAUGGUCGGCAGGUCAUCAUUUAGAAGUAGAAGUAGAACGCAUGCUUUAGGUAAGUUUCAAUUUUUCUCUCUGGUACUUAUUCAAAACUUUAUCACCGAUUAAUUCCGUAACAAAGUUCGAGUUUUUUUGCAUAUUAAGUUAAACAAUUUACAACAACCAGCGAGUUUGAGAUCUUCAUGGAAAGAUUCAGAAGCUGCUUUGAUUGUUGUUCAGUUUGUACAAAUUGUCUAAUUUCACCUAGACUGCACUAGGUGUGACCAGGGUUACUAUUUAAGUUUUGAGAUAAAUAGAAACAAAUACUUAUAAUUGGAUAUGGUUUUAUUGUUUUUGAAAAUAAUCUUCAUGAAGAUCAAUUCAUUUUUACAUUGUCGAAGCAUUUCUUCCAUUCUGAAUGAGAUACCUCCAAAACACGUGAUUUGAACGCAUCAACCUCUUCUUCAGAUGUAGAAAAACGUUGAUCUCGGAAUUCAAUUUUGAUAUGUGGGACUAAGAAGAAAUCAUUGGGUGCCAAACAAGGACUAUAUGGCGGAUGAGGCAUCAAUUCGAUGUUUUGACUGUUCAAAAACGUUUUUGUUUGAACUGAUGUGUGAGAACUCGCGGAAAAUAAUUCGUCAUCUAUGACAGCACACUACUAUUGGUUUAAUUCACUUCGAAACUCAUAGAAAACCAUCACACGAAAAUGUUCGUUAUUUAAUUCCAUCUUAUGACCAAGAUAAAUAUUUCAAUUAUUCGUAAACAACUCAAAUAAUACUCGUAUGACUACACGUUCCGAGUACGUUUACCAUUAAAAAUGUCAAACUUGAUGAUGUCAAUGUCAUACUUGACAUAUUCACAUCAGUGUUGCCAUAUCUCAAAACUUAAGUAGCAACCUUCGUAUAUCCUUAUUACCUUAAUAUGGGUACGUAGUGAGUUCCAUGAGUUCUUGGCCUUAUAUAGUAAAUAUAGUGUGUUCGCAAAAAUCUUUAUACACGCAACAAGUCUCAACAACGUUUCAACUUGCUGCUUCGAACCAUUUUUGUAUAGUAGAGAUCGCAUAACCACACAGUCAAGUUGCUUUGAAAUAUUUCUCAAAUUUUUGACUGAAUAGCUUGAUUCCACUAUUUUCACCGAUUGAAAAUUGUGUCACUGGAGACGAGACUUAAAAGAUAUCGCGAGUAUGGAGCUCCUAUAACGGUGACUACUCCAGAAAAUAUUAAAUUAGUGGAAAUGAAAAGAAAUUACGGCACAGACCGGCAUUUCCAAAAUAAAUGUUCUGAGGAUCCUACAUGAGCAUUUAGAGUAUAACAAAAAUUAGUGCAAGGUUGGUGCCUUGAAUUCUCAGCGCAGUGCAAAAGAGUAAAAUUUUCUGAGCAAUUUUUAAAGCUUUGCCGCGAGGACCAAAAAAGUGUGAGCCGAUCAAUUGUGAUAAAAUUGUGAUCUUUUACUAUGAUCAGAGGUAACUAAUAACACCAAAAAAGUGAUGGAUACAAUGUUUUGGGACGAAAAACGUCCUCGCUUUCCAAGUCUAUUUCACACGAAUUUUGCUUCACAGAGAUUGAACACUCACCAAAUAUUCCCGACCUGGCCUCGUCUGAUUAUUUUUUGUACGCAAAGAUGAAGGUCGAUUUAAGGGGUUAAAUAUUCAAUAGCGACCAUGAAACUAAACUGACAGUGUUCGGACAUUUUAAAACUCGUAACAUUUAUCAAAGCCAUUUGGGUUAACCUCUAUGGUAUAUUUAUUAAAAUUACUACAUCAAAAAAAAAUCACGUGUCUAUUACAGUGGCUUGAUACAGACAGUGUGUACACAUGAGAGAGGCCGCCAAAUGCGAAAAUAAUUUAUUUUGUAUCGUUGCUUGGGUUUAACAUGGCGGCCACUAUCAUGUAGCAGCACUGCUUCUAUCACGCCAUGAAAUAUAUCUAUAAUAAAAUAGCGCCACCUAUCUAGCACGUUACAUAAAAUGUUCCUAGUUUACAGAAAUCCAUUUAACAGAACCGUACUUACUUUUGUAAGAUUCAAAUCUUCCCCAAAACUAUAAUUUGCUAAUGUGAUCUAUAUCGAAAACUCUGAAACUUAAAUAUCGCUCUGUUCUGAGAUACAGAGUGUUUGAAAACAAUAUAAAAAUUGGUUUUGUUUGUUUCCUCAAGACUAUUAUAUAUUUGAAAUAUAUGAAAGUACAUUAAAAUGUUUAAAACGUAGAAUUCCAUUCAUGAAUUUUGGAUAAUCCUUAUUUGUUUGUUUUAAACCUUCACACCAUAGCCAAUUAGAUACCAAAACGUUCUUCUGUUAUAUUUCAGUCGCACAUGUACAUGCAUACAAAUCAUAUAUCUUCAAAUGACUUCGUAGAUAGUAUACAUGAAAUAAAUUUGUAAGAUAUAAAUUUGAUCCACAAAAGUAACAUUUCAUUGAAAAACGUUUGUAUUUCACGUAUAAACUUAUUUUCGCAAUUAUAAUAUUGAAUAUCAACGCCACGGCAGUGCAAGAAUUUGGGCUCAAAAUAAUGAUAGCCUUCUACUCCUAGUAACAUAAUGUACUAUUGCAAGAUUAUUAAAUAAUAUUAACAGAUAAAUCAAUCAAUAUCAAUGUAACAGUCAAAAAAUAUUUCGAAUUUUAGAUUACAUUACACGUUUUUAAAAUGAAAAUUAGCUUAAUCCGGUUCUGGGACUUUACAAUAAUCAGUCUUAUAGUAUCAGCAGUGACAUCUAUCUAUGAAGGACCUAAUUAUAACGUCGAUAAAGAAGGCAUAGGCAAUUUAAAAAAUGGAACUUUAAAGAUAUCUUCACUACCGAUAUAAAACUAUCAUUGACUUAUGACAAAAUAAAACGACCAAAAAUUGACAUUUGUUCAUUAAAUGAUGAUCGAAUAUGUGGUGGUAUGAAUUAAUAUUCCUAAACAAAUAUCAUGCCGUAGUGAAGUGGUAAUUUAUAUUAAAGUUAUUAUAAGUAACAAUUAUUUGUAAAGUUUAUAUAUUAAUACAAAUGAUUUUCGGAAAUACCUCCUAAAAUGGCAAUAAUUAUGCCAAUAGUAUUACUAAGAAAUUGAAAUAUAAAUGCUCUCUUUCCUCCUUUUUGGAUGAUUUAAAUGAUACGAAGCAGAUUAAAAUGGAUUAUGAACUUGAGGUAUUCGAAGUAUAUGAUGAUAGUGACCAACAAACCUCUAAAAGGCAUUCGAAACAUACAAGAAAAAAGUGCAAGCAGAAACAAAAAGCUGUAGUUUUAGGCCUCGAAAAUGCUGACAAUGAUAUAAGUAAAUCUAAAAGUAGUGUGGUAGGAAGUGAUCGAAGACACUUGAGUCUUAGGGAAUCGAUUCUAAGUGUAUUCACCAAACUUGUUGUAUGGAGGGACCAGAGACGGUAUCAAACCAGUGUUCCUGAUAAAAUUGAUUCACCGCAUUCUUCCAAAGACUUUCGGAAAGGCUAUAUACCUUGUGAUAAUCAGAGAAAGAUUCAUGCAAAUGACAGAGUUUUCAACUCUCAAUUCCGGUAUGCUAGCAACUACAUAAAAACCUCGAAGUAUUCGUUAUUGACGUUCCUGCCGCUGAAUUUAUUCGAACAGUUUCAACGCUUGGCGAACUUCUAUUUUUUGUGCCUUCUCGUGUUACAGUUGAUACCAGCGAUCAGCAGUCUCACUCCAGUUACCACAGCAUUGCCCCUUAUCGGCGUACUCGGUCUCACUGCCGUCAAAGAUGCUUACGAUGACAUUCAACGCCAUAUUUCGGACUCGCACGUCAACAAUAGAAAAUCCAGAGUGGUUAGAAGAGGUCAGUUGGUUAAAGAAAAAUGGUCGGCGGUACAAGUUGGAGACAUUAUAAGAAUGGACAAUAAUCAAUUCAUAGCAGCCGAUGUACUUAUUCUAACUUCUAGUGAACCAAAUGGUUUAUGUUACAUUGAAACGUCCGAAUUAGAUGGAGAAACAAAUUUGAAAUGCAGACAAUGUCUAUUAGAAACUGCCGAAAUGGGACAAGAUGACGCUCUGUUAGGUGAAUUCGACGGAGAAAUAUUGUGUGAAAUGCCCAAUAAUUUAUUAAAUAAAUUCGAGGGCGUAUUGAUAUGGAAAGGAAAAUCUUAUCCUUUGGACAAUGACAAAAUUAUGUUGAGGGGAUGCGUUUUAAGGAACACCCAAUGGUGCUACGGUGUUGUGAUUUUUGCUGGUAAAGACACGAAACUUAUGCAGAAUAGUGGAAAGAGUAAAUUUAAACGCACGAGCAUCGACAGGCUACUUAAUUUUUUAAUUAUAGGAAUAGUAUUUUUUUUAUUAUCCAUGUGCCUUUUCUGUAUGGUGGCGUGUGGUAUAUGGGAGUCGCUCGUCGGCCAGUACUUCCAAACGUACCUGCCAUGGGAUACGUUGGUGCCUUUGGAACCGUUAGGUGGCGCCACAAUUAUAGCUCUGUUAGUAUUUUUCUCAUACGCCAUCGUGUUGAAUACGGUAGUGCCGAUUUCUUUGUACGUUUCCGUCGAAGUCAUAAGAUUUGUUCAAAGUUUUUUGAUAAAUUGGGACGAUCAAAUGUACUACGACAAAACGGGAACCAAUGCCAAAGCUAGAACUACGACACUUAACGAAGAAUUAGGCCAAAUAGAAUACAUUUUCUCCGAUAAAACCGGUACGCUUACACAAAAUAUAAUGACGUUUAAUAAAUGUUCGAUAGCAGCUCGAUCAUAUGGAGAUGUUAUCGAUCAAAGGACAGGUGAUGUAAUCGAAAUUACAGACGAUACUGAACCUUUAGAUUUCUCUUUUAAUCCAAACUACGAAACGGAAUUUAAAUUUUAUGAUAAGCAUCUCUUAGAUGCCGUCAGAAGAAAAGACGGAGACGUUUUUAGUUUUUUUAGAUUGUUGGCUUUGUGUCAUACCGUUAUGUCUGAAAAUAACGAUGGAAAAUUGGAAUAUCAGGCACAAUCUCCUGAUGAAGAGGCACUAGUUUCUGCGGCAAGAAAUUUUGGUUUCGUCUUCAAAGAAAGGUCUCCUAACAGUAUCACCAUUGAAGUAAUGGGAAUAAAAGAAGUUUACGAGUUACUGUGUAUUUUAGAUUUCAAUAAUGUUAGAAAACGAAUGUCCGUAAUCCUAAGGAAAGACGGAAAACUUAAAUUGUACUGUAAAGGUGCAGACAGCGUCAUCUAUGAAAGACUUAAAAAUGGCCAAGAUGAAAUUAAACAUAAAACGCAAGAACAUCUUAACAAAUUUGCUGGUGAAGGUCUACGUACCCUCGUAUUGGCUUCAUGUGAUUUAGAUGAAGUUUUCUUCAACAAUUGGAAACAAAGACAUCAAGAAGCGGCAAUCUCUUUAGAAGAGAGAGACGAAAAAUUGGAUGCUCUCUAUGAAGAAAUCGAAAAAGAUUUGGAAUUAGUCGGGGUAACUGCAAUAGAAGAUAAAUUACAAGAUGGCGUACCCCAAACGAUAGCCAAUCUCAUUUUAGCCGGAAUAAAAAUAUGGGUACUCACAGGUGAUAAACAGGAGACUGCUAUUAACAUCGGUUACUCUUGCCAACUUUUGACAGACGAAUUGGUGGAUUUAUUCAUCGUGGACGCAUCAAGCUUCGAUGAAGUUCAACAGCAGCUACACAAGUUUAAAGAAAAUGUUAAAAUCGUCCAAACUUUUCAACCACGAAGUCCCAAUACCGUUCAAACGAGAAACGGACAAUUAAAUUCUUGUGAGAAUCCCAUAGGGGACAAUCCAACCACCCUGCGAUCAGAGAACAAUCCGCCUGCUGUCAGUGUCGUCACAUUCAGCACUGAGCUAGCAUAUCAUAGCGGUAUCGAAGAAUCAACAACACAUGAAGAAACAUCUGGAGGUUUUGCAAUAGUCAUCAAUGGUCACUCUUUAGUGCACUGUUUACAUCCCCAAAUGGAGCGCUUGUUCUUAGAAGUUGUAAUGCAAUGUAAAUCGGUAAUAUGUUGUAGAGUAACGCCGUUACAGAAGGCUUUGGUAGUAGAAUUAGUAAAGAAGAGUAAACAAGCGGUAACAUUAGCUAUAGGCGAUGGCGCCAAUGACGUAUCGAUGAUCAAAGCUGCACAUAUUGGUGUCGGAAUAUCAGGACAGGAAGGCAUGCAAGCCGUACUAGCUUCGGAUUAUUCGAUAGCACAAUUUCGAUUUUUAGAAAGGUUGUUAUUGGUUCACGGUAGGUGGUCCUAUUACAGGAUGUGCAGUUUCUUGAGGUAUUUUUUCAACAAAAACUUCGCAUUCACUCUCUGCCAUUUUUGGUACGCAUUCUUCUGUGGAUUCAGUGCUCAGACAGUUUUUGAUCCAAUGUAUAUAUCUAUCUACAAUCUUUUCUAUACGUCAUUACCGGUUCUUGGAGUUGGGAUAUUCGAUCAAGACGUAAAUGAUAAGAACAGUGUACUCUAUCCGCAAUUGUAUAAACCCGGUCAUUAUAAUCUGUUCUUUAACAAAAAAGAAUUUUUCAGAAGCGCUCUCCAAGGGUGUUUAGUUUCAAUGGUGCUUUUCUUCGUUUCUUUUGGUACUUACUAUGACGCAGUCGGUAGAGAUGGUCAUGGGUUAUCUGAUUACAUGCUAUUUUGUAGUGUGACUGCAGCUAUUUUAGUUAUUGUUAAUACUGCACAGAUCGCAUUAGAUACAAUGUACUGGACAGUAUUUAACCACAUCAUGAUUUGGGGCUCUCUGGCAUUUUAUUUUAUAGCUGACAAUUUUUAUAACUAUCUAUGUCACGGUCCUUAUGUCGGAUCAUUAAUUAAGGCGAUGUCGGAGUUGAAUUUUUGGUUUACAACCGUCCUUGUAGUGAUUAUCUCUAUAAUGCCAGUACUAGCGUGGAGAUUCUAUUUCGUAGAUGUAUUUCCAACACUAUCUGACAGAGUCCGGUUGAAACAGCGAAUGGCACAGGUAAGAUCAAGACAAAGUUUAGAUGUACUGAGAACGCCAUCUGCGAGACGAGUUAGACGAUCUAUCCGUUCUGGUUAUGCGUUUGCUCAUCAAGAAGGUUUCGGACGUUUGAUUACUUCCGGUAAAAUAAUGAGAAAGUUACCAAAUCCCGAAUUCAAUAUACCGAAUAUUAUCAAUAAAUUGAAUAUGACAUCUGCUGGUACCGAUCAUCAUCACCAUAAGAAUACUUCAAGUGGAAGUGCUGUUGCACCAUCUGACGGAAGUAGCAGCGGAAGUAGAGCACCUAUUCAGGAUUUAGAUACCAUCAAUCUGUGACAAAAAUGCUCUGUUUAGACAAAGUGGAUGUUUUUUUUUUGCUACUUAAGAUUAAAAGUAUUGUUUUUGGUUGUUAAAAUGUUAACCUUGAUGACGAAAAAUGAAUGUUUCUUUUAGAAUUCUGAAUAGGAAUUAAUCUUGAUAAAGAUUUUAAGACGUUAAUUUUUAGACAGGGUUCCAAGUUGUAUAGUGUUAAGAAUAUUCUUUCCAUCAUAUAACUUCAUACUUUUAAUCACAAAUAUUUAUAGAACGCAGCUGUAUUUGGUAUUAAUUUGAAAUUGACGGAGUUUAUUUUUUAUAUUUUUUUUUGCUUUAUUUAUUACUGGCACAAAAUAAGAAUUGAAAUGAAUAAUUUUAAUUAUAUCGAAACAUUCAAUUUUAUGUUCAGAACUGUUUUAUUGUUUAUAAAAAUGCAAGUAUUCGAGUUUUUCUGUUAUUUUUUUAAUACACAGAUAUUCGCAAGAAUGAGUUAAUUCGGGAAAACGUUCAUUUGCUACUCGUAAGUAUUUACUAUGUGAUUUUUCACCUUAAACUUAGAUUAUAAUAUACGUGUACAGUAUGAAAACGAUUUUAAGUUCUAGAUUUUAAAUGUUAAGCUUCUACUAGUCAGAAAAGUAUGUUUAAUGUUAUAUAUAAAAUAUUUGUUUAUUACAAAGUUAUUUAAGAUUAUAUGCUUUUUGUUUUUUAUUAAGAAUAAAUUUAUUUUUUCUGUA
This is a messenger RNA of Diorhabda carinulata, 8410 nucleotides long. It is a transcript of the gene ATP8B, whose product is annotated as probable phospholipid-transporting ATPase IM. Gene Ontology annotation, biological process: Golgi organization; phospholipid translocation. Bases 3654 to 7697 code for a protein of 1347 amino acids. Gene Ontology annotation, molecular function: magnesium ion binding; ATP binding; ATP hydrolysis activity. The record is from RefSeq and is a predicted model, not a curated record. Gene Ontology annotation, cellular component: plasma membrane. NCBI's taxonomy places the organism in Eukaryota, Metazoa, Arthropoda, Insecta, Coleoptera, Chrysomelidae. The transcript has 18 exons.